AUGUCGUCGCGUUGGUGCAGUCCGCGUUUUGUCGUUAGUAACCGCGCGCGUCGCAACGAUUGCUGCUGCUUUUCACGCGGCGUUUUUGGGAGAACAACGAGAAGAAUAGUAUCGUCAUCAUCAUCAUCAUCGUCACCAAAGAAAGAAGAAAAAGAAGGAGGAGGAGGAAAGAAAUUUGCGUCUCUGGAUGACCACACCAUCAACACCAUAUUAGGUCCGUACGAAGCCAGAGAGUGUUCCGCGUGGACCGACUAUCAGCGAAUUUCGAACUCUUGGGUGAAGAAAAUAUCUCAGGAGUGCGACGAGAAAACAAAGAGGAAGAUUACGGAGCGACACAUCGAAGCGUUAUCGAUAUUGUUCUGUCAAGUCGCCGCCAAAGAGGAAAAGGUUCUGGAGGAUCCAGAACGAGUUAUUCAUAACACCUGUCGUUUGGCGGACGUGUUUGAUACGAACGUAGCGAACGUGUUGAGAGCGUUCUCGGUUUCUCCUUUCCUUUGUUUCACCGACGCGACGACGGUGGCGAAAUCUAUUCUGGCGAUGAAACGAGAGUUGCCCUUUUGCGACGUCUCGAAUAUUCUGACGUAUCGUCCGGAGCUCUUAGUAUGCGAUGGUGAGGUGUUAUCCAUGCGUAUACGCGAUACGAAAGAAACGCUGGAAUCUUACGGCAUGCCUUCUCCUUGCGUGAAUUAUUUGAUUCAAGAAGAGCCCGGCCUCCUCUUAGGCGACGGAGGCGUGGAGAGGCUCGAGCAAAUACGAGAUGCCGUGGAUCAGUUUGACCUGUCGCUUUUGAAAUUCAGCGAAAACGGUCAGUUUUUGGACGUAGAUUCGGAGAGAUGGUUUGUCAAUAACUUUGUAAAUUUUUACUUCGGUUAA
Bathycoccus prasinos is the source of this 873-nucleotide messenger RNA. RefSeq lists its product as hypothetical. The record is from RefSeq and is a predicted model, not a curated record. The coding region runs from base 1 to 873 and encodes 290 amino acids. NCBI's taxonomy places the organism in Eukaryota, Viridiplantae, Chlorophyta, Mamiellophyceae, Mamiellales, Bathycoccaceae. The transcript has a single exon.